AUGCCUCCCAUUAGAAAACACAAGUCUGGAGCUCAGAAGAGAAAAGAAAAGGAACAACAAGAAGCAUUAACUCAAUCUCUAGCUGGAUCACUUGAUAAGUAUUUUGGGGGAAACAAAAAAGCAGAAACAUCAGUUCAAAAUGUGGUGAAUGAUCAGGAAGAUGAGCAUAAUAAUGAACAACAUGAUGAACCCAUGAAUGCUCAUGAGAAUCAUGGUGAAGAAGAAAGAGAGCAUAUGAUUGACACUGAGAAUGAAGAUCAACUCAUGGAUGAGGAAGAUAAUGAUAGUAUGGAUCAAGAUGUCCCAAAUGCAGAUUUCAAUGAGCAAAUUAACUUUCCUUUGAAUGUUGAUGACCCAGGUAAUUGGGAUAAGAUUGACUACAAUAUCAGAGACUUUUUGGUUGAAAGAGGUCCUCAAAGAGACCAUGAUUACAAUUUUCCCAAAGAUAGUAGAGGCAGACAUUUUUCUUCAGAACAUUUCUUUCGAUAUUUACCAAAUGGCGAGAAGCAAGAUCGGAAUUGGCUAGUGUAUUCAGAGUCUCUAGAUAGAAUAUUUUGCUUUUGUUGCAAGUUGUUUAAGAAGGAUGAGCAGAAAAUUAAUUUGGGCAACAUAGCUAGUGUAGGAUACAAUGAUUGGAAGAACCUUGGUCGCAGGCUUAAGGGUCAUGAAACAAGUAAUGUGCAUGCUUAUUGUAUGAGUAGAUGGAUUGAAUUGAAAAAGAGACUACAAAAGAAUCAGACAAUUGAUAAAAGCUGGCAAGAACAGAUUACGAAAGAGAAAGAGCAUUGGAGACAAGUAUUACUCAGGAUAAUUGCUGUUGUCAAAAGACUUGCAAAAAAUAAUUUGGCAUUUCGUGGAGAUAGUGAGAAGCUUUAUGUGGAGAAUAAUGGAAUUUUUUUGCAAAUGAUUGAGAUGCUUGCUGAAUUUGAUCUAACAAUGCAAGAGCAUGUUCGACGCAUUCAAAGUCAUGAGACACACUACCAUUAUCUCAGUCACAGAAUUCAAAAUGAAAUGAUACAAAUGUUAGCAAGUGAGAUAAAACAAUCAAUUGUUACAAGUAUCAAAGAAGCAAAAUACUUUUCCAUUAUUGUGGAUUGCACUCCCGAUGUAAGUCAUGAAGAGCAAAUGUCUCUUAUAGUACGGUGUGUGGAUGUUUCUUCAAAGCCUAUAGUGGUAGAAGAGCUCUGGCUAGAAUUCUUGAAAGUAGAUGAUACAUCAGGUCUUGGCCUUUUUACUGAGAUUACAAAUGCAUUGAGCACUCUUCAACUUGAUAUUGAUGAUAUAAGGGGACAAGGAUGGCAAGUUUUCAAAGAUUUUGUGGAUGGUCUUACAGUUAAGCCGUUGUCACAGACACGUUGGGAGAGUCAUGUUGAAAGUGUUAAACCCAUAAGAUUUCAAGCUCGUAAAAUAAGAGAUGCUUUAAUUCACUUGGCAAAAGUUAGUGAAGAUCCGAAGACAAAGACUAAGAAUAUUGCGAAUGAAAUGGAGAUUGAAGCUGUAUUUCGUGAAAAGCGAGUCAUUCGGAGAAAGAGACAAUUUGAUGAGAGUGCUAGUGAAGAAGUGACACAAUCAGCUGAAGAAUCAUUCCGAGUUAAUUACUUCACAUAUAUAGUUGAUCAAGCUCUUUCUUCACUUAGAACUCGGUUUGAACAGUUUCAAAAAUAUGAAGAACUUUUUGGGUUCUUAUUCAAUGUAGAGAAGUUGAAGUGUUCAGAUAAUGAUAGCUUGAAGAAGUAUUGUGCUAAUCUUGAAACUUCUUUGACACAUGGCGGGAUCUCUGACAUUAAUGGGGAAGAACUAUAUUUAGAAUUGAAACAUCUAAAAGACACUUUACCGGAGGAGGCAAAAAGGGCAAUUGAAGUGUUGAAUUAUUUAAAAGAGAUGGAGAGUUGUUAUCCAAAUGCCUGGAUUGCUUAUAGAAUUUUGUUGACUAUACCGGUCACAGUUGCUUCUGCAGAAAGAAGUUUCUCAAAGUUGAAAUUGAUCAAAUCUUAUCUUCGGUCAACCAUGUCACAAGACAGAUUAAACGGUUUAUCUAUGCUAUCUAUUGAAAAAAAUAUGGGAGAUAAACUUGAUUAUGACAACAUUAUUUGUACUUUCGCAGCUAAAAAUGCGAGAAGAGCAAGGUUUCAGUGA
This is a messenger RNA of Rosa rugosa (rugosa rose), 2136 nucleotides long. RefSeq lists its product as uncharacterized. The transcript is spliced from 3 exons. Lineage: Eukaryota; Viridiplantae; Streptophyta; Magnoliopsida; Rosales; Rosaceae. The coding region runs from base 1 to 2136 and encodes 711 amino acids. Gene Ontology annotation, molecular function: protein dimerization activity. The record is from RefSeq and is a predicted model, not a curated record.